AUGAGAGUGCAAGUCACCUUCUUCAGAUGCUCGGAUCACUUUUGCUCGGCUGCGGGUGAGGCUGUGAGGAUGCUCUGGAACUUGUCGCUCGAAGAGCUGAUGGCAAUCAGUGAACGCAUGGCCGCGCACUACGCGAAGCUUCUGGUUGCGUCCGUGCACUUCUGGCGAGGAGUCAUCAUCAGCUUGGUCGAAGAGAAAGAUGCCUCAAUGUGGAAGGGCUAA
This is a messenger RNA of Durusdinium trenchii, 222 nucleotides long. Lineage: Eukaryota; Dinophyceae; Suessiales; Symbiodiniaceae. The record is from the annotation of a GenBank genome assembly.